Molecule: messenger RNA, 2121 nt
Organism: Sphenostylis stenocarpa
Lineage: Eukaryota; Viridiplantae; Streptophyta; Magnoliopsida; Fabales; Fabaceae
Source: the annotation of a GenBank genome assembly
AUGAUGAACCACUUGACCAUUGAGACGGAGGAUUCUCUUGCAAGCUUGCUUGAGCUUGCAGCCAACAAUGAUGUUGAAGGUUUUAAACGAAUGAUCGAGAGGGAUCCUUCCUGUGUAGAUGAGGUAGGACUGUGGUACAGUCGUCAAAAGGGAUCAAGGCGGAUGGUCAAUGAGCUCAGAACCCCAUUAAUGGUUGCUGCUACCUAUGGGAGCAUGGAUAUUUUGGAUCUGAUUCUAUCACUUUCUGGUUGUGAUAUUAAUAAACCUUGUGGCCUUGACAAGAGCACUGCUCUUCAUUGUGCGGCUUCAGGCGGGGCUGAAAAUGCUGUUGAUGUUGUUAUAUUGCUUCUAGCAGCAGGGGCUGAUCCAAACUCUGUGGACGCAAAUGGUCAUCGUCCAGUUGAUGUCAUUAUUGUUCCUCCCAAGCAUGAGUCUGUUAGAAACAGUCUUGAAGCACUUCUUCAAACUGAUGACUCCAUUGCAGUGUGUAAUCUCAGGGUGAUCACGGCCCCAUCAAAUUCAUAUUCUCCACCUUUGUCGACUUCACCCGAGAACGAGUCUCCUUCUGCACCAGAUUUCCAAUUGAAGUCAAAGUUAAAUGAUGGCUUUGUUUCUUCUGCAUCCGAGAAGAAAGAGUAUCCUGUUGAUCCAUCCCUUCCUGACAUCAAGAAUAGCAUAUAUUCAACUGAUGAAUUCCGAAUGUAUUCUUUCAAAGUCCGACCUUGUUCCCGGGCCUAUUCGCAUGAUUGGACUGAAUGCCCUUUUGUUCACCCAGGAGAGAAUGCUCGGAGAAGGGACCCCAGAAAGUACCACUACAGUUGUGUCCCUUGUCCUGACUUUCGGAAGGGUGCUUGCCGACGAGGAGAUAUGUGUGAAUAUGCUCAUGGAGUUUUCGAGUGCUGGCUGCAUCCAGCACAAUACCGUACCCGUCUUUGCAAGGAUGGGACAAGUUGCUCCAGAAGAGUUUGCUUUUUUGCUCACACUGCUGAGGAGCUUCGGCCUUUAUAUGUUUCAACUGGUUCUGCUGUACCAUCUCCUCGUUCAAGCACAUCUUCUGCUAUGGAAUUUGCUGCAGCCAUGAACAUGUUACCUGGCUCUCCUUCCUCAAUGUCUGUCAUGUCACCUUCACCGUUCACUCCACCUAUGUCACCCUCUGCCAAUGGCAUGUCACACUCUUCCGUUGGCUGGCCCCAACCAAAUGUCCCAGCCUUGCAUCUACCAGGGAGCAAUCUUCAUUCCAGUCGUUUGAGAUCUUCAUUCAAUGCCAGAGAUAUUCCGAUGGAUGACUUCGACUUGUUGCCUGAGUAUGAUGUUCAGCAACAGCAACAGCUCCUUAACGAAUUCUCUUGCCUCUCCAAACAGCCUAAUGCUAUGAACCGCUCUGGUCGCAUUAAAACUCUGACCCCUUCAAAUCUUGAUGAUUUAUUUUCUUCUGAGAGUUCAUCCCCUCGGUUUGCUGAUCCAGCAUUGGCUUCGGCUGUUUUUUCUCCAACACAUAAAUCAGCUAUUAUUAAUCAAUUUCAGCAGCAGCAAAGCUUGCUGUCGCCUGUGAACACAAACUUUUCUUCUAAAAAUGUCGAGAAUCCUUUAUUGCAGGCUGCCUCAUUUGGGGUUCAAGCAUCAGGAAGGAUGUCUCCUCGGAAUGUGGAACCUAUUUCUCCAAUGAGCUCUCGGAUUUCUGUGCUAGCUCAACGUGAGAAGCAGCAACAAUUCCGAAGCCUUAGCUCCAGGGAACUUGGCUCCAACUCUGCUACUGUUGCCGCUGCAGCUGCUGCCGCAGCAGGGUCCCCAGUCAAUUCUUGGUCAAAAUGGGGACCUUCCAAUGGGACGUUGGAUUGGGCUGUCAAUGCUGAUGAGUUAAGGAAGCAUCGUAGGUCAUCUUCGUUUGAGCACGGGAAUAAUAGUGAGGAGCCUGAUUUCUCAUGGGUCCAGUCACUUGUUAAAGAAUCUCCAACUGAGAUUAAGGAGAAUUCAGCGACAACUGUGUCAAGUGGUGCAGCAGCUGGAUCCUCCAGCGAGGUAUCAAAUAUGAGCACACAAAUGGACUCUGUUGAUCAUGCCGUGUUAGGAGCAUGGCUUGAACAAAUGCAGCUGGAUCAUCUUGUGGCUCAGCAAAAUUAA